AUGGAUGCUGCUCGCGAUGAGGAAGCUGGUCUACCUGAAAAUGCGCAAGCACAACAGCCACGUAGUUCAGUGCCUUCAUUUCUCUUUAUCAGUUUCUUGCUGUUCAUGCUCACAAGCCAUAAUGGUGAUGAAUUUCUCGCACGACACCAAUACCAGGAUGCACUUCGAUCCCUCUCAUACCAACUCUCCAAUUACACAGCGUGGAUGAAUGGGACUGCCUCAAACUUUUCUGUGCCGUUACGAGAUGUCACUUUGUCGCCCCUCCUGGAUGCAUUCUAUACGCAAGGUGGCAUCGUCGACCCGGCAAAUUAUGCUUACUAUUCAAAUCUCACUGGAUUUGUACACGCGAAGACACAGUUUCAUAAUAUUACUCCAUCGGCUCUGGCAGAGAGCGACACACUGAAAUGGCGCCCCUUGGCGGAAGCCUACAUAGCGGACACAAACAUGACAGGGCUUCAAGAAAGACUGGGGUCUUGGAACUGGACAGCCUGCAACAAGCUGGCGUUUAGCGUAGUGGAAAAGAAUUCACCUACAACAGCUGCUAGUCAAAUUGCUUUGGUCCAUGGGAAGAUAGAGCUGACAGAUGCUUUGACAUUGGAUGACUUUCGCUUGGAAUUUGAGGGGGUUCAUUUCCUUGCAAAUGGUACAAUCUAUGGGUUCGCAGCUCCAGGAGGAGGCCACAUCGACAUAAGACUGCUCCCUUCCCUCGUUCCAGAGUCUGCAAGAAAUGAAACUGCACCAAUUAUUGAACCGGAACUCAAGGCGCGAAUCAAUAAGCUCAGAAAUCUGAUUGAUGCUGGCGUUGUUGAGCAGGAAACCUCCGGUGAUGAAUCCCCGAAAUCGGCUUGUUCCUUCACAUUUCAUGGUCAAAUAAACCCGGUAGCCGUUCCAGAACAGCUAAUGAAAGAGUUGGAAGAAGAAAUUCAAAAUCCAACGGGUAUCUCGACCGUCAUCCCACCUAAACUUUCUGUUAAUGGUGUGCUGGUGAGCAAGGAAUGUGGUCUGUUGUACGUCAUCACGGACUCGGAAGGCCUCAGUUCAUCCGCUUUCUUCCGCAAGGUCACUACAUAUGCUGGAUUGUCUGGUUUGGUCUAUCUUGCAAUCUUGUCCCUCUUCGCUCGUCAGGUAGAGCGGAGCCGCACGCCCUCAGGCAUCUCCCGUGUUUCGCGUUGGACGUUUUUAGCCCAAUCUACUAUGGACUCGGUAUCGUUUGCAGGCCACAUCACCUUUGCUAUACUCGCGGAAGGCAGACCCUCUUUGACACUUAUUGCUCCAGCUUUCUUAGCGUGUGCUUUAUUUAUUCAGCAAGCCCAAUUCUUUACCCUUGUGAAUUCUAUCCAAGGAUCAGAGAACUUUUCCCCUCCAUCUCAGCCGGCACCCGCUGCCUUGCCAGCUGCCCCUCCCAUCGAUGCCGUGCCUCCAGUAGCCGCCAUGCCGAAUCCGCUCCCUCAACCAAUUCCUGCCGCAACUCAGUCUUCCUUUUUUGCUUUCUUCAUCCAUCACGCUCGUACUGAUCCUCAAGCUAGACUCUAUAUUACCCUUUUCAUUUUCUUGACACUGAUAGUCCGGGUUAUACUUUCGCCAACUCUAUCAAUGAUAUUUGUCGCUAUCACGUACUCCUCUAUCUGGCUUCCGCAGAUUAUUAGAACUGCCCGUCGUGGACGUCCCAGUGGCUUGGCGAAGGAGUAUAUAAUUGGGACGACCAUCUGCCGCCUUUUCAACGCACUUUAUUUCUUGGCUUGUCCAAGAAAUGUAUUGGAAGUCGAACCCCGCUCUUGGUCGUAUAUUUUGGCUGCAUUUGUCGUUCUUCAAGCACUUGUACUAAUGCUGCAAGACACCUUUGGCCCGUCCUUCUUCCUUCCAAGACGGUUUACUGUAGCGCAGCUGUAUGACUAUCACCCUCCAAUGCCACUUCCAGACUUUGAAUCCCCAGAACAAUCUUUGGGAGAUUGUUCUAUCUGCAUGGAAGAUAUCAUCAUUACUUCGCCAUUACGGCGACGUUCCAAAUCACUAGAUGCAAGGGGGGACUGGGAAGAAAAAGGGAACACUGCAGCUGGACGGAAAGGAAAGGGAGGUUUGUUCAAUGCGAUGCACAUGGGAGUUGGGGGAGUUGCGGCGAGGAAAAGUUACAGUCUUGCUCCUUGCCAUCACUUAUUUCAUACAGAUUGCCUUGAAAAGUGGCUGGCUAUCAAGAACAUCUGUCCUCAAUGUCGUCGGCCGUUACCACCGCUCUAG
Laccaria bicolor S238N-H82 is the source of this 2235-nucleotide messenger RNA. RefSeq lists its product as uncharacterized. Bases 1 to 2235 code for a protein of 744 amino acids. Lineage: Eukaryota; Fungi; Basidiomycota; Agaricomycetes; Agaricales; Hydnangiaceae. The transcript is spliced from 15 exons. The record is from RefSeq and is a predicted model, not a curated record.